This is a messenger RNA of Triticum aestivum (bread wheat), 1997 nucleotides long. Its product is annotated as BTB/POZ and MATH domain-containing protein 2. The coding region runs from base 65 to 1570 and encodes 501 amino acids. The transcript has a single exon. Gene Ontology annotation, molecular function: protein binding. The record is from RefSeq and is a predicted model, not a curated record. Gene Ontology annotation, biological process: protein ubiquitination. NCBI's taxonomy places the organism in Eukaryota, Viridiplantae, Streptophyta, Magnoliopsida, Poales, Poaceae.
CAUGGAAGGGUAGGUCUUCAUCUUCUAGCUCGGCAUCGGGGUCUCCUCUGUAUCUUGUGGCGCUAUGUCACGUCCAGCGUCUCCUUCUUCGGUGGAUGGUGACGCCAAUGUCGCCGCCGCCACCGGCACGCCAAUGCCAUGGCAGACUGCGUCGUGCAUUGUGGCGUGGUACGACAAGCCCUCGAUCGUCUCUUUCGUCGUCGAGCCCUGGCUCAACACCCGUUUACACACCGCCAAGUUCGACGCCGGGGGCUACAACUGGUGCGUGAAGAUCUACCCCGACGGCCGCAAGGGUUCGGCCAACGCCGGCUGGGUCUCCGUGUUUCUGCAGCUUCUCGGUGGCACCAACAUCGACGGCGAGAUGGUCAUGGCGCAGUUCAGCGUCAGCUUGCUCGACCAGGACGGGGAGCCGGUGCCGUCGUACAGCAGAAACCGCUCCAAGAUCAAACCCUACGCUUCCAAAGACCAGUACGGCCUUCCCCGGUUGAUCGCCGGACAUGAAUUGAAGAGAUACCUAAGAGAUGAUCGUUUCAGGCUUAAGUACGAUGUUGUCGUCCACAGGAUCUGUGCAAAGCCCGCCGACGCCCCCCGGCCUGUCGUCGUCCCGCCGUCCGACCUGCAGCGGCAGCUCCUCGCCCUCCUGAGGAGCGAACGGGGAGGGGACGUGACGUUCGAUGUCAGCAGCGAGCUCUUCACGGCGCAUAGGUACAUGCUCGCCGCUUGUUCCUCGGUCUUCAUGGCAGAGCUCUUCGGCCCAAUGUCGGAGAAAGCUGCGGGCAAGGUGCAGGUCGACGACAUGGAGCCGAGAGUCUUCGAGGCCAUGCUCGAGUUCAUCUACACAGAUUCACUGCCCAAAAUUGACGGCGGCGAGAAGGUGGAGAUGGCCCAGCACCUGCUCGUGGCGGCAGAUAGGUAUAAUCUCGAAAGGCUAAAGUUGAUCUGGGAGGACAUGUUGUGCGGCAACAUUGACAAGAGCACGGUGGCGACCACCCUGACACUAGCCGAGCAGCAUGGCUGUUGUGGCCUCAAGGAGGCGUGCUUCAACUUCCUCAGUCGGAUUCCGGGCAACCUUGAGGCCGUCAUGGCGAGCGAUGACUUUCAGCACCUUAAGACAAGCUGCCCUUCCCUCGUGCAGAUCAUCAUCGACCAGGCCACCGCCGUAUCCGGAUCACACGUUCUCAAGAUAGACGGCUACUCCCAAACCAAAGGGCUCGGUAAUGGCAGAUGCGUCACGUCCAUGGUGUUCGUCAUCGGAGGCCGUCACUGGAGUAUGCAAUACUACCCCGACGGCCAAACCUCAGAGGACGCCGGCUGGAUAUCCAUCGUCAUCAUGUGUAAUUACACCUGUGAUGAUGAUGAAGGCGCUGUCAAAGCGCGGUACGAGAUCAAUUUGCUCGGCCAGGACAGAAACCCGGUGCCAGUGUGCAGUAGGGCUAGCAGUUCACCACGCGAAUUCUCCCAUGGGCGAGGACAUGGUGGGAAGCUCAUCGAGAGGAGCGUCUUGGAGGGAUCCGGCUACCUGAAAGACGAUGCUUUCAGUGUAAGGUGUGAUAUCACCAUCUUAGAGUAAGCAGGGUCUCCAACAGAUACUGGAGAAUAGAAGCAAUCUGAACAUUACAAUCUCCGUUGAUCUUGCUGAGCAGAUGAAUAAAUCGUUGAUUCGCUAUGCAAACCAAUUAACCGGGUUUUUGCUAGUGUGUAUUACAUAACAGGUACACGGUAAUACUUCUGCUAACAAAAGUGUAAAAUGUGUCAUGUUCCCUAAAACAAAAGUGAUGCUUUGAUAUUGUCAAAUAAAAAAUCAUAUUGUGAAGUGUUUGUAAAAAAAUACAAGUAUCUGAUUAAGUAGCCGUACUUGUCAUUAAACUUGAAUAUAUGUCUCUCGCAAAAAAAAAUUGAAAUAUAUGUGCAAACAAUAAUGUCUUCCAUGUCACUGCGCUGAUUCCAUUUCUUCAUUUUGUCUUUUUGGAAAUGAUAUUUUCAGUGAUUUUCCACAA